AUGCAACCCGCCCAGUCGAUGGAAGUAGAGGAGGCCGGAAAAUUGGAGAAUUCCCAAGACUCGGGUACUGCUGGGGUGCCUGCUUAUUGUGCCAAUUUACCCGUGCGUAGCCCUCGUUGGUUCCCUGUGCCUAAGUCUCCGAAAGUAAGGCUGGCCAGGGGCAGUCGUAAUCGAACUCCCAAGAAAAAUUCCACAGCUGCGGGUCGCGCGCUUUCUACCGUCCCUGAUCGAGGAGCUGGCGAUGGGAAAGGCAGGGGGCAGGCCCGGGCUGCUGCUGCUGGGCCCAUGACCCGGUCUGUCUUGGUGGGCGUUUCCCAUGACAGAGAGGAUUCGAUGAAGGCUGCACGUGCUGAAGAUGCGAGGGCUCCUGUGGCCUGUGAAGAGCAGGCCCAUCCUGCGGCUGCUGGAGCGAAGGCCCACCGGCGUCGACUCAUUCUUUCGGAUUCGGAGGAUGAGACUAUGGAGAGGCCCAGUGUCGACCCCCCAAAGCUGAAGAAAAAAGGAAAAGCGGGGAUGGGAGGAAGGAUGAGGCUGUUGAAGGUGGCCGCCAAAGAUGUGAACAUGGAUGGUUUAAAUAUGGCUCGGCACCAUAACAGCCCACCAGCUUCUGGGCAAGUUGAUACAAGGCUGGCUGAGUCUGAUAAAAAGAAGCAGGGUUGGAUGUGGAGAGGAGAGGGCGCAAGCUACGACACUCGGAGGUGGUGGCUGAGGAAGGAGUAUAUAGCUUGCCAAUUAAGGCAAGUUCUCCGCCUAGCCAUACUGUGGAUGGUGCGAUGGCCAAAUCCCCCUCCAGUGCUUUGGUGGAUUCGGCAGCAUCCUUGUCGGAGGAGGAGGACAAUUUCUUUGAGGUUAAAAGCCGAGUCCCUACAUGUGACAUGGGCGAUUCUCGCACCAUGCACGGGAGGGUCCAGCAGGUUGUAG
Molecule: messenger RNA, 921 nt
Organism: Linum trigynum
Lineage: Eukaryota; Viridiplantae; Streptophyta; Magnoliopsida; Malpighiales; Linaceae
Source: the annotation of a GenBank genome assembly